Messenger RNA from Anarrhichthys ocellatus (wolf-eel), 2889 nucleotides. RefSeq names its product gap junction protein gamma 4b (gene gjc4b). Gene Ontology annotation, biological process: cell-cell signaling. Bases 218 to 1378 code for a protein of 386 amino acids. Gene Ontology annotation, cellular component: connexin complex. Gene Ontology annotation, molecular function: gap junction channel activity. The transcript has 3 exons. NCBI's taxonomy places the organism in Eukaryota, Metazoa, Chordata, Actinopteri, Perciformes, Anarhichadidae. The record is from RefSeq and is a predicted model, not a curated record.
UACAGCACACAACUGGAGAAGGACACGGGCUCCUCGCGGAAAGGAAAAAAAACUGGAUGUCUUAAUAUUAGAGCGGGAGGGCUUUAUUUUAAUAAAGAGAAAGCGGAGGAAAAGCUCUCGAGAUAAGAGAGAACUUCGAGAAGCCGCCGCGUCAAAGCAGGAGGACCCAAAAUCACGACUGACGGUCUGAGAGGUUCCCUCCCGUUCCAGAGGCAAAAUGAGCUGGAGCUUCCUCACGCGUCUGCUGGACGAGAUUUCCAACCACUCCACCUUCGUGGGCAAAAUCUGGCUCACCCUCCUCAUCGUCUUCCGCAUCGUGCUGACCGCCGUAGGCGGCGAGUCCAUCUACUACGAUGAACAGAGCAAAUUCGUGUGCAACACUAAUCAGCCCGGUUGCGAGAAUGUGUGCUACGACGCGUUCGCGCCGCUGUCGCACAUCCGCUUCUGGGUGUUCCAGGUGAUUAUGAUCACCACCCCCACCAUCAUGUACCUCGGCUUCGCCAUGCACAAGAUAGCCCGCAUGGAGGACAGCGACUACCAGCCGCGGAACAGGAAGCGGAUGCCAAUUGUGAACCGUGGCGCCAACCGGGACUACGAGGAAGCGGAGGACAACGGGGAGGAGGACCCCAUGAUCCUGGAGGAGGAGGAGAUCGAGCCGGACAAGGAGAAGCCGGUGGCGGAGAAGCCCAGCAAAAAGCACGACGGGCGGCGGCGCAUCAAGCGCGACGGCCUGAUGAAGAUCUACGUGUUUCAGCUGCUGUCGCGCGCCACCUUCGAGGUCUCGUUCCUGUUCGGGCAGUACAUCCUUUACGGACUGGAGGUGGUGCCGUCGUACGUGUGCACGCGCUCCCCCUGCCCGCACACGGUGGACUGCUUCGUCUCCCGCCCCACGGAGAAAACCAUCUUCCUGCUCAUCAUGUACGCCGUCAGCGCCCUGUGUCUGCUCUUCACCCUGUUGGAGAUCCUGCACCUCGGCAUCAGCGGCAUCCAGGACUGCUUUUGCAUGCCGCGGCCCCCCAGCCCCCGGCACACGGCCACAUCCAGUCACAGGUCCUCCAUCUGCCGCCAGCCGUCGGCGCCCCCGGGCUACAACACGGCCCUGAAGAAGGACCCGUCGGGGAAAAUGGGCUUCAGGGACAACCUGGGAGACUCGGGUCGCGAGUCGUUCGGGGACGAGGCGUCGUCACGUGAGCUGGAGAGGCUGCGGAAGCACCUGAAACUGGCCCAGCAACAUCUGGACUUGGCGUAUCAGAAUGGGGAAAGCAGCCCGUCGCGUAGCAGCAGCCCCGAGUCCAACGGCACCGCGGUAGAGCAGAACAGACUAAACUUUGCCCAGGAGAAGCAGAGCAGUACCUGUGAGAAAGGUCUCCGUCCAUAGGUUCUCACGAGCCCAGCUGACACUGUAGACUUGAAUUCACAUCAGGAUCAGCGAGAGGACAUAAGGGAAUCAAAGUGUGUGUGUGAGAGUGUGAGAGUGUGUGAGUGAGUGACAUUACAUGUGCUUGAGGUGGAUGAAGUCAGCCCAAGCCUUCCAGUGUUACGACCGGUCGAGCAUCGAGUCAAACGAGGAGGAGAGCGGCCGUCUCGAACCCAGCAAUACUUGAGACGCCCGUCUGAAGAUCCAAAGUGCUUACAAACUACCGUCGUGCAGCAAGAACGGUUUCUGGUUAUCAUGUACUUCUCCCUCAGGGCAGCUAUUUGUUUUUAUAUUUUUUUAUUGUGAGACUUUAGAGCGAUUAGUUUUUUUUUUUUUGUUUGUUUUUUAAAGAGUUUGUCCUCAGUUGGAAGUCCACAGUGAAUGCAUCUCAAGUUUGCCUUAGACCUAAACUGGAACUCUCGUUUUAUGGCAUUUUGUUAUGGUAUGGUCAAGCCCGUUGUAGUGCAAAAAAACAUGUUUAAACUGUAAUCUUGUACUUUUGUGAGAAAGUGAAUCGGUGAGUGAGAUGCAAAAAAAAAACAAAAGGUUAACGGACAAACGCACCACUCGUAGAAGAAAGGUACUGGAGCGAUUGUUGUGCUGAUGAAGACUUUUUGAACAGUUAAUAUUCAUACAAAGGUUUCUCUCAAGUGUGUAUCAAAUCUUUUUUUUCCUUCAAUUGUUUUGACAAUGUUGGCACCGCACUCAGCAUUCCCAAGCCUGGUGCUUCGAUGGUAACUGGAACACACUUGGGAGGGGGCCUCUGUCCAAAGGAACAAAGAAACCUGGGUAAUGCUUGAAAAACAUGUAACUCUUGAUAUCGUCUUGCUUUGUUUAAACAUGUAUUUGAACUGUUCUUUAUUUUUGUAUUGAGUAUUGUGGUACCGACGAGCGGCUCUUGUCACUGUGGCAGACAUGAUUUUGACUUUAAACGAAUGACAUUUACUGCUGUCUUAGUUGCCUACAAACCCGUCUGUAACCGGUGUGUUGUGAAAGUGGUUCGGUACAAUUUGAGUUCAACUGCAACCAUUUAUUUGCAUUUUCAAAAAAAAAAUAUGGACAACCUGCAGCUUAUGUCUUUAUUUACACAUCGUCUCUGGCCAGCAAACAUUUCAUUUUUCCGUACGGACCUAGAUUUAAUUAUAUCUUCAAGCUAAAUAAGGGAAAAAUACUGUUUUGGUUGAUGUUUCACGUCUGAAAGUGCAGAUUUUUUGUGGAUUAGUGUCAUCGCUGUUCCAGAGUCCCAAUGAAGGUUGUAAACCAUGUAAUCAUUUCAAUGUGAAGUCAAUGCCUUGAACGCGCUCUAAGACGCCAUCUUUUUGUAUUCUGAAUCAUACCCACAGUGCCAAUUACUGCCAACUCAAAUAUUGUCAUCUCAAGUUAUUUUUGAACAAUGCUUUUUGUACUUUUUAUACCUUUUGUAUCGAUUGUACUCUGUGGUUAGUUUUUAAAAUAAAUUUUUUUCAACAAAA